Chaetomium strumarium is the source of this 1794-nucleotide messenger RNA. RefSeq names its product S-adenosyl-L-methionine-dependent methyltransferase. The coding region runs from base 1 to 1794 and encodes 597 amino acids. The record is from RefSeq and is a predicted model, not a curated record. NCBI's taxonomy places the organism in Eukaryota, Fungi, Ascomycota, Sordariomycetes, Sordariales, Chaetomiaceae. Gene Ontology annotation, molecular function: O-methyltransferase activity. The transcript is spliced from 3 exons.
AUGGCCGCACAUCUUCUUAACGAUUGUGCCGUGCCCAAUCACGUGGAGCUCACCACCGGGUUCGCCCUCUCGUCUGGAUCGGAUGCGGUCGAAGGUUGCGAGAUUGUCCAGGAGAUCGAUGACUACUUCGCCACUAGCACGAUAGACGGGAGAAGUCCGGUCCCCUUACCCGACACGAGGCUGGUUCUGAGGCUCGGUGGCGAUGGCGAGCGAGAUGCUCAUGGCAUGAGUGAUGGCCAGACAAAGGCUGUGCAGGAAGAUGAGACGAGGCCGCUGAUGGCAACCCCCCAAACCACAAUGGAUUUAAAUGAGGCUACUGGGCCGGAGCUGGGCCACAGGCACAGCACUCUUCUCACUGAAAUGACACACAGACACCCAAAACUCGAGGCAAAGUGGGAUUCAGAUUUCAGUCCUGUUCCCCGCAACAAGUCGAGCAGCAACAUCGACCUCGCCGGUACCAGCAAGAUGAGGCAUAGUGACUCGGAGGAACUCGUGCCAAAAGCCAACGGCAGCAAUGCCAACGGCAACUGUUCCAGCAUCCCAUCGCCGAAUUUUGCCAACCCGGCGUCCGAUCAGAACCGGCUCCUUCAUCUCGCCGACGUGAUCACCCGCAACAUCUCUCCCCAGGCCGCAGCAGACGAUGGCCGCGGGAUCAGAGCAGCCAAUGCCGCUCUCGAACUGGCUGCAGCGGUUCGCCCGCCCACCGACACCGUCAUGGGCUGGUUCGCCACCAUGUCUGUCAUAUCUGCCGUGCGUCUCUUCAUGCACUGGAAAGCCUUCGACAUGAUCCCGUCUGGCGAAGGGGAGAGCAUCACAUAUGCUGCACUCGCCGAACGGGUGAGCGCGGAGGAGGGCCUCGUUGUCCGUGUCGCUUCCAUGCUUACGUCAAGUCAUGUUCUUGCUCACCACUCCGGCUUCCCAGAUGAUCAAGCGCCGCGGCUUUCCCACACGCCGACAUCCCUGCUUCUCCUCUCUGGCCAAUCCAUGGCGGCCAUGUUCUCUUUGAUGUACACAAACGUCGUGCAAGUGUCCUCGGUCCUUCCGGAGUACUUCGACUGUUACGGCCGCACGGAACCGCUUGGGCCAGCACACAUUCCCACCUCGUAUCUGGCAGGCCAGCCAGAAGAGCCUUACUUUGCCCUGUUGAAGAAGGACGAAGCCGCGCUGCGCGACUUCAACCUUGCCAUGCGCAUCUCGAGCAGGCGUGUGCCCGUCACGGGCAUGUAUGACAUGAGCAGGGUCUUGCAAGCGGCCUUGGACGGCAGGGAGACGGUGUGGGUCGAUGUCGGUGGCGGGGAUGGCCAUACCGUCAAAGAGUUCCUGAAGGCAUACCCAGGUCUGAAGCCCGAGCAGUGUGUGGUCCAGGAUCUCGAGGAGGUUGUGGUUGCUGCGAGAGAGCAGGAUGACGAGGAACUGAGCGGGGUGAGAUGGAUGAAGAUGGAUUUCCUGCACGAUGCUCCCCUGAAAGGCGCUCUGGUGUACUACCUCCGCCACAUCCUGCGCGACUACUCGGACGCCGUGGCCAUCACCAUCCUCUCCAACGUCGCACGCGCCCUCACUGACCCGGCCAGCCGCGUGCUUAUCUCGGAGCAGCUGAACCCAGACGUGGCAAGCACGGCUGGUCCGCCCCCGCUGUACGCGGCCUUCAAGGACUUCUCGAUGCUGUCCAUCGGCGGCAAGGAGAGAUCCCUGCGGCAGUUCGAGGAGGUGGCUGGUGCCGCCGGGCUGAAGGUAUCGGGCGUGUUCCGGGAUCGGGCGACGCCGCAUGCUGUUGUUGAGCUUGCGCUGAAGUAG